AUAAUACAUAAUGAAUAUAAAAAACAUAAUAAGGUGAAAUAAAUAAUUUCUCGUAUAACCUCAAAUUUUACUCUACCAGUGUUUUAACUAUAGUAAUGUCUAUAAGAGCAAAAGAGACAGAACAAGUCUGUAUUAUUUGAUAGGAGUAGGAAAAUGGAUAAAUUUAGUUUGUAGUUGGUAAAUUGUAAAGAUGGUUCUGAUGUCAAUUGAUCAAACAUGGAUUUAAAGAGCUGAUCGUUAAAGAGCCAGUUCAACACAGCUCAACUGUGGGUGGUGAUAGGGUUGUGUUACUUUGGAAAUAGUUUGUUGUGCGUCUCGAGUCGUCUCGAGUGACGCGAGGCUAGUUCAUUAGUCACUAGCCAAAAUGAUUUUCCCUUCUUGUGUUCGGUUGUUAAUUUUUUGUGCGUGCAUGUUAUCAGUAUUAGUGAGUUCCCAGUUAUUAAAUUCAAAUCUAAGUAGUCAAGGAUUAGCCACAAAAAUGCGAGACAUAAGUGAAGAUCUUGAUUACCAAUUACAAAAUAUCAUGGCCUCCCAGGCUGUAAACUUUACUACAGUGAAUAUGACUGGGUUACGUUAUAAUGCUAGCACUAAAUUCAAUCCUAAGGGAAUGGGACAACUGUAUAAUGUGACCAACUUAUUUAUUGACGUUAUUCAAUCUAAACAGGCGUAUCCAGAUGGUUUAAUCACAUUAAAUAACGGAGAGUUGAAGUUUGCUGACCCAGCAAAAGAAUGGAAAAUCAUAGUCACUCACUAUGGUGCAUUAGCUGGUUUAGCUGCCACGGGUCUAAUUAUUGCUGCCAUUUUUCCAUGUAUUGGCUUAUUUUUCUGUUGCUGUCGAUGUGCUGGGCAUUGUGGUGCAAGGAGCCAACCGUUUGACAAAAAACAUGACCAUUGUCGGAAAGUUAUACUUAGUAUUCUUCUGAUUGGAGUUGCGACUAUUAUAUUAUUUGGUGUUGUUUGUGCAUUCGUAACAAAUGAACACAUGCAACAGGGUACUGAAAAUUUGCCAUCAAAUGCUAAAAUUAGUUUAAAAGAUGUAGAACUCUAUUUGACUACGACCAAAGAACAAAUAAAUCGUCUUCUUAUAACAAAUUAUAAUGAACUGGAGAUUACGUUGAACAAUAUUCUUCAAGCAAGUGGACGAAUCGUUACUGAAGAGCUUGCUGUGUAUUCUCACGCUGUAUCAUUAACAAAUUUGAAUGACAUUGUUUCUGGUUUAGAUACUAUUAGACAAGACCUAAAAAUGAUCGAUAAAAUAACGCGCGAUUUAAGGACAAAUGCAAGUCAGUUAGAUAUAGUUGUUCGAGGUGUUAAAAAAGAUUUACUGCAUACUUUGUCAGCUUGUAAAAGUCACGAAUGUCAACAGGUUCUUCACGAUUAUAAAAUUAAUCAAAUGUCAGUACAAAUCGAAUUUGAUAAGCUUCCGAAUGUCUCUUCAGCUCUACGAAAUAUAACAUUAUUAAUGGAUGAAAAUAUUGUAUUAGAAGUGAGCCAAGGUAAAGAAUCAUUUUUAAGAAUUCAACGAGACAUUCAACAUGCAGUCAACAGGACGAUUCCAUUAGUUAGUGCAAGUAUCAGAAAUGCUGGUUCAUCGUUAGCAAAUAUUUCAAAAAAUAUCACUUCACUCAUUGAUCGGAUAAAUAAAGAUAUAAAUAAAGUAUAUAUACCACAUUUGAAGAUUGCUCAAAUUCAUAUCGAAAAAUAUUCCAUUUACAGGUACUAUUUCGGUCUUGGAAUUUCUGGUGUUCUCUUAACAGUUUUGAUGUGCUUGACAUUUGGAUUAUUAUGUGGUAUUUGCGGAAAACGACCUGACGGCUAUGGUGAUGAUUGUUGUAAUAAAGGUUCCGGUGCACGCUUUCUUAUGAUGGCAGUAUGGAUAAUUUUCCUAUUGACAAGUGUUUUACUAGUCAUCACAGCGGCGCAUAUGGUCACAGGCGUCAUUACUCAUCGUGGAAUUUGUGAGCCUUUGAAGAAUCCCAACGACAAUCGUUUAUUCCAAUUAGUGGAUGACUUUGUUCAAAUUAAACAUCUUCUUUAUCCAAGAAAUCCAAAAGCUGAUAUUAAUAUGAGCUGGAUAUUGAAUAAAUGUCAUGCUAAUAAAACCAUAUAUGAGGUUUUGAAACUUGAAAACGUGAUAAAAUUAGAAUCACUACGUGAUUAUAUUGAAGAUUAUGCAAUUAGUAGUACCAUUGACCGACUUAAAGAUAUGAUUAAUCUUUCACCUGGAAUUGUGAUUCUCACGGAAAGUGCCACCUCUAAACUCAAUGAUUUAGCUCAAAGUGGAUUAAGUGAUAUUAAAUUUUAUCAAUAUGCAGAACUUUUAAAAGAUAAUAUAACUAAUAUUAAUUUAGAACAUCUUGGAACAAAAUUAAGAGAAGUUGCAAAUCAUUUAUCCUAUGAACAAGCAGACGUUCGAGAAAGUUUGAUCAAAAAUGCUCAUGAUUUGAUGCAUUACCAUAAUGAUUUGGUCACUCCAAUGGCUAUGUUAAGCGAAAAACUCAGCGUAAACGCACUUACUCUUGAAGAACAUAUCAAAUUUAAUCAUGGGUCUAUGUCAGAAGCAAUUCAUAGUUUAGUUAAUGAAGUUAUUGCUGCUCAAGUAUUUCUUAAUAAAGAUGGACCGAAAUAUGUUCAAGUGCUUGCUACCAAGUUUAGUGAAGCAUUCCUUCAACAAGUAAAUGACUUUUUAGAGCAUUUAAUAAACACUGCCAGAAAUGAUAUCGGUAAAUGUGGACCGGUUUCUAAUGCCUACAACGCUACUAUAGUUGCUGGAUGUAAUAAAGUCCUUGAUCCUUUCAAUGGAUUUUGGAUUAGCGUUGGUUGGUGUCUAAUCUUAUUCAUUCCAACAAUAAUAUUAUGUGUUAAGUUAAGCGCUCUUUACCAAAAAUCGGAUCCUUAUCCUGGACCUCUUGUUGAAUCUGAAUACUUAUAUGAUGCAUAUGCUGAAAGAGAUAAUAUGCCACUUGCUCAUAUCCAUGAGAAAAAACGGGGUAAUCAUAGCAGACACCAUCCGCAAUUGUAUGUGGAAAGUUAUGAUGGUCCUGCUGCAGGCGGCUACAGUGGACGAGAGAGAACUGUAGACGCUCAUCAAGGAACGUCACAUCAUUUUCCACGGAAUGCUGAUUUCACCCCUAAAAAUUGGGAUUUUCCGAGUGAUGGACCACCGAAAUACCAACCACCACCAGGAGCACCACCUCUGAGUACUGAAUACGAACGUCCACCUCCGUACUAUUACCCAGGAUAAUUUUACUGUAUAAAUUUUCGACUUUUCAAAUUUACUCUCUAUAUAUAGUAUAAAUUUUGGAAUUUUUUUUGUUUGUUUUAUAACAUUUAAUCUGCAUACGACUGUUAUUAAAUUUCAUAGAUAAAAAUACUUUUUGUGAUAACCUUUUACAAUUUCAGUUCUAUAUGAUGAUUUUUGUAGCAAUAUUAAUAUAAAAUAUCUUUAUUGUUGAAUAAGAAUGAUCAUGAUUUAAAAUCAUGACUAUUUAUACCUAUGGAUUGCUUUAAUCAUAUUAAAAGUAUGUAUAACAUUAAUUACUAAUUUGAAAGUUAUAUGAAUUUGUAAAGGGUCGAAUAAAUUGAUAAGAAUGAGAAAAAAAAGACAAAAAAGAAGAAAAAAAAGGAAUGUGGCAUGUGUAUUUAGCUUAAGACUGAAUAUAAAUAAAAAAAACGGUAAUACUCGUUUCAAAAAUAA
Messenger RNA from Chelonus insularis, 3697 nucleotides. Its product is annotated as prominin-like protein. NCBI's taxonomy places the organism in Eukaryota, Metazoa, Arthropoda, Insecta, Hymenoptera, Braconidae. The transcript has 11 exons. The coding region runs from base 365 to 3244 and encodes 959 amino acids. The record is from RefSeq and is a predicted model, not a curated record. Gene Ontology annotation, cellular component: membrane.